UCAUUACGUACGUUGGUAAAACACUGUCUCCUGGCAACUUGGCUGUCAAGUGAUGUUUACUAACACACUAAUGUAGUUUGAAAAGCCUUUGAUAUAAAGGUCCCAAGAAAAGAGAAUUGUAUAAAUAAUUACCCUGCAAUAACCUUCUGAUAUACUUGUGCCAUCCACGAAACAAUAUUUUCUUAAAUAACACCUCUAUUUUCUUCCCUUUCCUUAAGAUAAGUCAGAGAGGGAGAUACCAAAGACAAGAUACCCAGCGUGCUAUGACUUUCGAUACCAAAGUGCCCACAACUGGCUUUUCCGAUAUACCCCCCCCCCCCCGUCCUGGAAAACCGUUAGAGCUUUUGACAUUCAAAUAUCCCAACCAAUCAUCACUCAGUAGUCGAUGGUAGGCCCAUAUCAGAAUUCAAACUACAAAUAUACAAUUUUUUUUUUUUUUAUUCUUAGCCAAUUCGUACUGAUAUUAAUCUAUCGCCUGCCAAUCUGCUGUGACACGCGAUUGGACAAUUUGUACCUUGCAGACACUCCUGAUUGCAAUAAUUUAUUUUGCAAUAAUUCAUAUUAGAAACAAAAAAAUCUACGGACCAAUCUGCAUUUGAGACGAACCUCUGAAAGACUUAUAAAAAAAAAAAAAAAAUCUCACAGGAGAACAUAUAUCAUUAUAUAUAAAAACAAACAAACAAACUUUUAUUUGGUAGUAUUUUGUUAUAACUUCGAAUAACGACAGACGAAUCAACGACAAUUUUGUAAUAUAUAUGUGACCCCGCGGAUAAACGGAGGAAGCAAAAGUUUUAGAACACGAACAGGAAAUAAUCCAAAGAAAUAAGUAAAACGAAAAAUAAAGAAAAAAAAAAUAGCAACAGGAAAUAACGAUAACGAAAAGUAGAAGCAAAAAAACAACAAAAAAAAAGAAAUAAAACGAAACAUAGUUGAUUAACGAAAUUACCAUACCAAAGAAUACGAAACAAAAACAACAGCAAGGACAAGAAAAUCCCACCUGAAAAAAGAAAGAAGAAUAAGACGAAGAAGAAAAAAGAAAGAAAGAAAGAAAAAAAAACACACCUCGCAAUCGUCACCUGGUCAAGCGGAGCGGACCCCCCACCCCCCCGCCCCACCUGUGCCACCACCUGCCGCAGCUGCUGACAGGCGCCCCCCCCUCCCCCCCAGAUGGUUCCUUGUGUCAUUCCAAAGCAAGAUUUAGUUGCUUAUGAACUCUCGAUGUUACUUGAUUUCUGUAUUGAUUCGCAGUAAAUAAAGGACAUGGAUACCGCUGGCCUCUCGCUGCUCGUGAUAGUGGCGUUGCAGUCGCAGGUCCUCGGGGAGCUGCUGAUCCCUCCGCCGCCCCUGGUCACGGAUCAGCCCUACUUCGACUCCUCCAUGAAGGACAACCAGACAGCUCACGUGGGGCGUCAGGCGGAGCUGCACUGCCGCGUCCACUCCAUCGGGAACAGGACGGUCUCCUGGAUCCGCGGCCGCGACUUGCGCAUCCUCGCCGUCGGCCGCUACACGUACACGACAGACCUCCGCUACGAGGCUCUACACCAGGCGGGGACCAACCAGUGGACGCUGAGGAUCAAGUCCGUCCAGCCGCGGGACCAGGGGACUUACGAGUGCCAGAUCAGCACGAAGCCCAUCAAGGAGUUCACGACGUACCUCACCGUCUUGAAACCCCGCGGCGAGAUCCUUGGCGCCCCCGACCUGUACGUGCAGAAGGCCAGCAUGAUCAACCUGACCUGCGUCCUGUACGACCUGCCGGAGCCGCCGAGCUACGUCCUCUGGUACCACAGCAACAAGUACCACAGCCUCAGGAACAUCAGCUACAGCAGCAGUCGCGGCGGCAUUUCCAUGGUCGUCGAGAAGGGACCGACAACCAUAAGCUACCUGUUGAUUCGAGAAGCGCGAGACGAGGAUUCUGGAGUGUACACCUGCGUCCCCUCUAACCACAAUGCAACCACCGUCAGUCUGCACGUCCUCAACGGAGAGCACCCGGCGGCCAUUCACACCAACAGCUCCGUCAGCUCCUCGGCGGGCGGUCAAGGGGCGGUGCUGGUGACGACGACGCUCCUGAGGUUACUCGCUCACCUCUGGUUCUCCAUCACCUGAUAAAGGCUCCUUCGUCGUGAG
Molecule: messenger RNA, 2124 nt
Organism: Penaeus monodon (black tiger shrimp)
Lineage: Eukaryota; Metazoa; Arthropoda; Malacostraca; Decapoda; Penaeidae
Product: cell adhesion molecule 2-like
Exons: 6
Coding region: 1261-2103 (280 amino acids)
Biological process (GO): synapse organization
Cellular component (GO): neuron projection membrane
Source: RefSeq, a predicted model, not a curated record